GCUAGCGCUUCAGUUGAUCACCCUCUGAAGCCAAGGAAUGUGAGGCUGCUGUCCACUAAAAUGGGCCUGAAAGUCACGUGGAACCCACCCAAAGAUGCUGCCAGUAGACCCGUGGAGCAUUACAACAUAGCCUAUGGGAAGUCACUGAAAAGCCUUAGCUACAUCAAGGUGAAUGCGGAGACAUCCUCCUUCCUUAUCGAGGAUGUGGAGCCGGGGGUAGUAUACUUUGUGCUGGUUACUGCGGAAAAUCACAAUGGAGUGAGCCGUCCAGUUUACAGAGCUGACAGGACACCUGGAGGUGAAUGGAUCAAGAUUGAUGGUUUUCCCAUUAAGGGUCCAGGACAAUUUAAUGAAACCGUCACAGAAAAGGAAGUCCCCAACAAGCCUUUACGCAUGCGUGUCCGGUCUUCAGAUGACAAGCUGUCUGUCCAGUGGAAAGCCCCCCGCCUGUCAGGAGCCAAGAGCCCCCGAAGAUCACGAGGCUUUCUUCUGGGCUAUGGGGAGAGUGGCCGGAAGAUGAAUUAUGUCCCCUUGACGAGAGAUGAGCGGACACAUGAGAUUAAAAAACUUGCGUCUGAGUCAGUGUACGUGGUCUCCCUGCAGUCCAUGAACUCACAGGGGCGGAGCCAACCAGUCUACAGGGCAGCCUUGACAAAGCGAAAAAUUGCAGAAGAGGAUGAGUUGGAUGUGCCCAAAGACAUCAGUGUCCGAGUGAUGUCAUCCCAGUCUGUGCUCGUAGCCUGGGUGGAUCCUGCUGUGGAAAAGCAAAAGAAAGUCGUUGCAUCGAGACAGUACACAGUGCGCUAUCGAGAAAAGGGAGAGUCGGCACGGUGGGAUUACAAACAGAUCUCCAACCGACGGGUGCUGGUGGAGGACCUGAUUCCAGACACUAUGUAUGAAUUUGCUGUUCGUAUCUCACAGGGUGAAAGAGAUGGAAAGUGGAGUACAUCUGUCUUCCAACGAACCCCUGAGUCUGCUCCCACUACAGCUCCUGAAAACUUAAAUGUCUGGCCAGUCAAUGGCAAACCAACAGCGGUCACUGCGUCUUGGGAUCUACUUCCUGAAACAGAGGGUAAAGUGAAAGAAUACAUUCUUUCAUACGCCCCGGCUCUCAAACCAUUUGGAGCAAAGUCCCUCACCUACUCCAGAGAGACUUCGUCAGCCGUAGUGGAAGGUCUGCAGCCUGGAGAACGCUAUCUUUUCAAAAUCCGGGCCUCCAACAGGAGAGGACAGGGGCCUCAGUCCAAAGCCGUCAUUGUCGCUAUGCCAACCAGUGCCCGCAAGCCUCCAGUGGAUCAGGAAGAGGACACAGAGGAGGAGCUCGCGAGACCAGAGCCGUCCAGACGGGUCCCUGCCUCCACACCACACACUCGCUGGCCUGCUUCUCCCCAGAGCAGAGUGGCCAAGAACCCCCUUCUGGACCUGAAGAACAAAAUUCUGGCAAAUGGGGGUGUGCCCCUAAAGCCCCAGCUCCCACCUCAAAGGAAUGACCACUUGGACCUCCAGUCCACAGAGGUCACCGAAGAGGAGUCCCGCAAGGAUGAAACCACCUCAUCCUCUGAGACCCAGGACCAAAAGCGACCCCUGAGGCCCCCACCCCCCAGCAGGUUCUCCCCCGCUGGCCCUCCUCCUGGGAGGACUCCAGUUCGAGCACCUGUGUUACCCCGAAAGGAGGCCAAAGAUGAGCAGGGGUCCCCUCGAGUCUCUCAGCCCAUGGGGGAGGCCUCUGUCGCAUCCAGCCCCACUGCCAACCAGCCGCCCCGACGCCCCUCUGCACACCUGGUGGCCAACAGCGCAGACAAUGACUCCGUCGAUGAAGAUGACGAGGAAGGGCAUGCUGCCCCCCACCCCAAGGCUGAGACGCCCCACAAGCUGCCCUCCAGGAGGCCGAUGUCCAGCGUUGUGCGGGAAAGAAGCCGGUUGCACCCUGAAAGGAGGCCAGCCCCAUCCCCAGGUCCACCCUCCAGACUGUCCCCGCUUGGGGCCACCCCCAAGCCGCCACCAUCUGCACCGCAUGCAGGCGCCCCCUUCUCCAGGGGUCUCAAAGAUGACCACGAUGUAAGUGUGCCCUCACGUUCCACGGUGGCCUCCAGGACACGGGUCACGGGUGGGGACAGUGACAAUGACGCGGAAUACAGAGGCAGGCAGACAGAGGCCCCUGCUCCCACGCUCCGGGCCCGGCUGCCCGCCAGUCGGCCUGGCUCUGGACACCUCAGUUUUUUCAGACACAGGCACUUUGGUGCCAAUGGUCGCUAUCCGAACAGGUUUGGCAGUGGCAGGGGCCUGCGCUUGCAGCCUUCCAGUGCCCCCCAGGCCACCACGUCCUCCCGAGUGGCCUCCAGGGUGAAUGCUCCCCCGACCUCCGGCCAGCGGCGUGGCUCGAGUGUCCAUGGAGAUGAAGACGCGCAGACGGACUCAGAGGACGAGCGGCCACUUCCUGCCACUGUCACCAACGACGUGGUGGCCUCCUCCUCCAGGCAGCCUCCCUCCAGGAGACCAGACCACCUCUGGAGGGCCCCGCAGAGAGGGCCCAGCACUCACCGCCAAGACCCCAGGUCCACAUCGCCAUCCUCCGCAGCACAGGACAGUCAACAGAGCUCGGACACUGAGAACAAAGGAUCCCAAGCACAGCCAGUGUCCCCGGGGCGCCCACCCUCCCAGGUGCGGCCACAACCCCACUCUGGGCCCAGUGUCCCCAGAAGGACGGUCCCUGGCCAAGGUCUGGGCGCCAGAGUCAAUGGCCCUGAGAAACACCUGUGGCCACGCCGCCCUGUGUCCCAACCUCAGUCCCGGGGGCACCAGGACAAGGAUUCCAGACACGAGGAGCCUCAUCCUGGAGGUUCCCAGGACGACAGCUCAGAAGAGGCGGCCCAGGACGUGCGUCUCCCUUCGCGCUCGACGCCAGAAGACGAGACCCUCUCCAAACACCGCCAGCUGGACCCCAGGGCCCGCCUCGUCGACGACAAGGCCCGCGACCGCCACGUGGUGCAUCCCAGGCUUCCUGGGCGCGCACAGCCCGCAGUGGAGCAGGGCCCCGGUCAGGCCACACCCCGAGAGCCGCCUGCAUCCCCGGAGGCAGAGGAGGAGGAGGACGUGCCUAGGGGCCCGGGGCUCCCCAGCCGCCCCCCGCCCGCGCCCUCCACACCCCCUCCGCCCCCCACGCCAGCGCCCCCCAGCCUAGUGUCCACCACGCCCAUGCUGUCCCUGCGCCAGCGCAUGAUGCAGGCGCGCUUCCGGAACCCGCUGCAGCGCCCGCCCGCCAGGACGCCCGCCAGAGCAGGUUAUAAUGGCAGACCCAACAUCGAAGGGAACACUCUUCCGGGUAGUAAUGGAAGACCAAGUGGACAGAGAAUUAUCAAUGGCCCUCAAGGAACCAAGUGGGUCGUGGAUCUUGACCGUGGGUUGGUUCUAAAUGCAGAAGGAAGGUACCUCCAAGACUCACAGGGCAAUCCUCUCCGGAUUAAACUGGGAGGAGAUGGACGGACCAUCGUGGAUAUGGGAGGGACCCCUGUGGUGAGCCCAGACGGCCUUCCCCUCUUCGGGCAGGGGCGCCAUGGCAAACCCCUGGCAAGUGCCCCAGACAGGCCCAUUUUGAGCCUUGGAGGAAAGCCUCUGGUGGGCUUAGAGGUCAUCAAAACAACCACCCGUGCCCCCACCACGACCAUGAAGCCCACCACCACUACCACCCCUCUUCCUACCACUACCACCCCUCUGCCCACCACUACCACCCCUCUGCCCACCACUACAACAUCGAGACCUACGACCACCACAACCAGGCGGACAACCCCCCAUACCAGGCGGACCACGACCCAGCGGACCACCACCACCUCCCGCCCACGAGUCACUACCACCCGCAUGCGACCCACCACCCGCACACGGCCCACCACCCGCACACGGCCCACCACCCGCCGGACCACCACCACCACCACCCCUGCGCCCACCACCACCUCAGCUCCCACCUGUCCCCCUGGCACCAUUGAAAAGCAUGAUGAAGAUGGCAACCGGAUAAUGGGCUCCAGCGGGACCCCUGAGUGCCUCCCAGAGGAAGAUGAGUUCUCGGGGUUGGAGAGCGAGACUGAGAUGCCCACGGAGGAAGCCUACGUUGUGUAUGAUGAAGAUUAUGAAUUUGAGACUGUGAAGCCUCCAGCCACCACCAAGCCUGUGCCAACUACAGCAGACCCACUGAGGAUCAUUUCCCCGGAAGGACCCAUCAGCUCUUUCCCCCAAGAAGAAUUUGAUCUGGCCGGAAAGAAACGAUUUGUUGCUCCCUAUGUGACAUACCUAAAUAAGGACCUCGCAGCUCCGUGCUCGCUGACUGACGCUCUGGAUCACUUCCAAGUGGAUAGCCUGGAUGAGAUCAUUCCAAAUGACCUGAGGAAGAGCGAUCUACCCCCUCAGCACAUUCCCAGAAACAUCACAGUGGUUGCUAUGGAAGGCUGUCACUCAUUUGUCAUCGUGGACUGGGACAAAGCUACCCCAGGAGACGUGGUGACAGGUUACUUGGUCUACAGUGCAUCCUAUGAAGACUUCAUUAGAAACAAGUGGUCCACUCAAGCAUCUUCGGUGACUCAUUUGCCCAUUGAGAACCUGAAGCCAAAUACAAGGUAUUAUUUUAAAGUUCAAGCCAAAAACCCUCACGGCUAUGGGCCCAUGAGUCCUUCAGUGUCCUUCGUCACAGAAUCAGACAAUCCUCUGCUUGUGGUGAGGCCACCAGGUGGGGAGCCCAUCUGGAUCCCAUUCACUUUCAAACACGACCCUGGCUACACAGACUGUCACGGCCGGCAGUAUGUGAAGCGGACAUGGUACAGGAAGUUUGUGGGGGUCGUUCUGUGCAACUCCCUGAGGUAUAAGAUCUACCUCAGUGACAACUUGAAAGAUACUUUCUACAGCAUUGGGGACAGCUGGGGGAGAGGUGAAGACCAUUGCCAGUUUGUGGAUUCACACCUUGAUGGCAGGACUGGGCCUCAGUCCUACGUAGAAGCCCUACCUACCAUUCCAGGCUACUAUCGCCAGUACCGCCAGGAGCCCGUCAGCUUUGGCCACAUCGGUUUUGGAACCCCCUACUACUACGUGGGCUGGUACGAAUGUGGGGUCUCCAUCCCAGGAAAGUGGUAG
This is a messenger RNA of Elephantulus edwardii (Cape elephant shrew), 5115 nucleotides long. It is a transcript of the gene FNDC1, whose product is annotated as fibronectin type III domain containing 1. The record is from RefSeq and is a predicted model, not a curated record. The coding region runs from base 61 to 5115 and encodes 1684 amino acids. Gene Ontology annotation, molecular function: protein binding. NCBI's taxonomy places the organism in Eukaryota, Metazoa, Chordata, Mammalia, Macroscelidea, Macroscelididae. The transcript is spliced from 23 exons.